Closterium sp. Naga37s-1 is the source of this 267-nucleotide messenger RNA. Lineage: Eukaryota; Viridiplantae; Streptophyta; Zygnematophyceae; Desmidiales; Closteriaceae. The record is from the annotation of a GenBank genome assembly.
AUGGUGUCAGUCGUACUGACUUUAAAGGGAGGAGCCGGCGCCAGCGUGCGACAGGAGCACUUUGGAAACCGGAGGAAGACAGGAUCUUAUUGGCCCACGUGGCAAGGCAUGGCACAAAGAAGUGGAGGCAUAUCAAGUCCAUGGGUCUGCUCCCCACGCGAAACCACAAGGCGUGCUGUAACCGCUUCAUCGUUCUUACCAGGUACACACGGUUCUGCUUUGACGCACGACUCUGCUUUUACGGCUCUGUGCAUUGGAGUGGCGUGA